AGACGGACGCCAAAAGAAUUCGUAGUUCUGGUUUUUAUUUCGUUCCCUUUGAGUUCCGGUCCGUUCGUGCGCAAGGACGAAGCCAUACUCGUCGCCCCCUGCGGACACCGAGGGAGUCCCAUAAAUCAGCGUAACAACGAAGAAUUAUUAUGCUUCCAGGUACUCAUUCUUCAAUUUCAAUUCAAUUUCGGAAAAAAGAGAGAGGAAGAGCUGUUAAAUUAGCAGAACACUUUUAAUUCAAUGUGAAUUGCGGGGGUUAGAAAUUUAGGAAUUUCAGGUUAGGUCUUUUAAAUUUAUUUUAAUUAGGGUUUAGGAUUAUAAGUAUGAAAGGCCGUACGCAUCGGGCUGACCCCCAUGACGACUGGGGAGACGGUUCAUGGACCGUGGACUGCGUCUGCGGCGUUAAUUUCGAUGACGGUGAAGAGAUGGUGAAGUGUGAUGAGUGCGGCGUGUGGGUGCACACGCGCUGCUCGCGUUACACCAAGGCAGAAGAGUUGUUUGCCUGCGACAAGUGCAAGAGCAAGAGUAACCGUAACGACAGUGAGGAGAAAGAGGUUGCACAAUUGCUCAUUGAAUUGCCGACAAAAACGGUUAGGAUAGAGAGUAGUUAUGUUGGUCAUGUGCCUCCUCGGCGGCCCUUCAGGCUUUGGACUGAUAUUCCCAUGGAAGAGCGUGUCCAUGUUCAAGGGGUUCCUGGAGGGGAGCUGGGUUUGUUUGGAGGUUUGUCCGGGGUUUUUACGCCGGAGUUGUGGAAGUGUACAGGGUAUGUGCCUAAAAAAUUCAAUUUCCAGUAUAGGGAGUUCCCGUGUUGGGAUGAAAAGAAAGACGAUGAUAAUAAAAAUGGUAAGCAAAAUGAGAAUGAGAAUGGGAAUCUGGUUGAUAAUGGUGCCGGAGUUCUGAUUUCUUUGUCUAAGGAGAGGGUAUUUGGCGCUCCGAUUUAUCCUAUGAAGGAAGGCUUAAAGGAAGGGAAGAAGAGUGAGGGUGAGGAUUUGGAUGGAAAACGUUGGCAGAAUGGGGCAAGGAAGGAUAGGAGUGUACUUCAGCCUGUUGUGAUACCCUCCAGUAAGCGGAAGAAAGACGAGCUUGGGGCAUCCAAAGAUAGGAGUGCAAAGAAGAAGUCUAGAAGUGCUGCUGAGAAAGAGGCUUAUGAGAAGAAGAGAGCUGCUCAAUCCAAUAAAACAGUGAUUAGGCCCAGCAGUGAUGCAAAACAAUUGGAAUUUUAUGAAGACAGAGGUUCGAAGUCCUUCAAGACAGAUGUUCAGAGUGUAAAGAACAAAAAUUUGAGGGACAGUGUCCUUCAAGAACCCACAUCGGAUGGUAAUGUUGCAUUGAACCAUGCGGUUGAAAGGCCUCAGAAAAACUUAGUGUCAAAGGAGCGUGCUUCAGAGGCCUCAACUUCUAGCAUGUCUGGACAUGAUUUUUCAAUUAGAUUUGAUCUGAAGGAGGAGAAGGUUGACCACCAAAUUCCCGCAGCUAUGAAGAGCUCUCCUACAACAGAAGAUGUUGUUGCAUUGCCAUUAGAGCACAAAGAUCCUGGGAUAACUCCUGUUAAAGAAGAGGGUGAUAGCAUGACAAUUGACAAAGUAGAUGGUGGUGUAGAAGGUUCUACAAGUCUUCAGGAGCAUCCAGUUGAUGAUUUGGCUAAUCCUGCCCUGGGAGUUCAGGGCAAUAAGAUUGUUAAAGAUUCUAAUGGGAGCAUGCCUCAUGUUUUAGUUAAACCUGAUAUUGAGGUGAAAAAAGAAAUGAAUCAUGAUGAUGGUUCUAAGGUUGUCUUAACUGCUCAAUCUUCUUCUCAUGAUGAUACUAAAGACACAGGGAUAUCUUCCCAUCAGACAUCAGAAACUUCCCAAAUGAAUGAUGUGGUUGGAGGCAGUUCACAAUCUUCUGACGGUAAGGAAAAGGUCAUUGUGUCAGAAGUGGUUGCUGACUGUCAUUCUGAUAAAGCUAACGAAAUGUCUGGUGAUUGUUCUUUGCUAAAAUGUGAUUUGGAGGGUUCAGAAGUUCCUGAGCCGGUGCAGAAAAGUUCUUCAGAAUCCAAGCUUGUUCCUGGAUCUGCCGAAGAGCUUAAAUUAAGUGGAAAUGUGUUAACCUCUGAAGAACAGUCUAUCCAGCAUAAAAUGGUAGUAUGUGUUGGAAAGCCAUCUUCCACGUCAUCUGCUGCCAUAAACCCCAUGUCAUCUAUUCCUGAUAACUCUAAACCUGCAGAUUCUCAGAAUUCCAAUCCUAACACUAAGCAACGAGUAAUUUCUGACAAUAAUGCAAGCAUUAAGAAAGAUCAUGCUGCAAGUGAUGUACCCAAGGAUGAAGACAGGCAUGACAUAUCACGGAAGACAGCGAAAGAGCGUCCCAAAUCCUCUUUUGGUUCUGCUUCAAAAGUGUCACACCAAAGCAGGAUUUCACAUGCUUCCAUUUCUAGGAGAACUAUAUCUGAAUCUAAAGAUUCUGUGCCUUCCUCAUCUUCAAAGGCAUCUUUGGUGCAGAAUACUUCAGUUACCUCAGUCUCUGGUGAGCCUGCCGGGUCAAUGCAAAGUCAUUCUGCUUCACAUGUUCAACAAAAUAAGACAUCAGCUUCAGGUUUCCUCCAGAAAGGUGAAAAGUUAAAUCAUUCAAGUACCCAGCCAGCAUCCAAGGUUACUCAUGCAACAUCAGCACAUCCUUUUGCAACAUCAAAUUCCCCUACUCUGAGUGAUGAAGAGCUUGCUUUACUUUUGCAUCAAGAACUUAAUAGUUCACCAAGAGUACCUCGUGUUCCACGUGUGCGGCACACUGGUAGCUUUCCACAGCUGGCAUCUCCAACUGCAACAAGUAUGCUAAUAAAGCGCACAUCUAGCUCUGGAGGAAAGGAUCACAGUGUGGUUUCUAGAAGAAAAAACAAGGAUGCAUCUAAAGAUGGGUCACGUGGUUCUCGUGAGCCUGAUGAUGAGGCUAAAAGGACUGACAAAGCGCUACUUUCACCUGAUCAGAGACAAGAUACUGGAUCUGCCAUGGAUGCUUCUGUUAAAAGUGAUGACAAGAAUGUCCUGCCUGCACCCACCACAACCACAAACAGUGGCCCUUCUUCUUCCACUGAAGCCAAUGACCAAACUUUGUCAUCUAUACGCAGUUCACCGAGGAAUAUAUCUGAUGAUGACACAGGCAUAGUUCGUGGUUCUGCACCUCGUACUCUACCUGGCUUGAUAAAUGAGAUUAUGAGCAAAGGCAGGCGAAUGACAUAUGAAGAACUAUGCAAUGCAGUCCUGCCGCACUGGCCUAACUUGAGGAAACAUAAUGGAGAGCGCUAUGCAUAUUCUAGUCAUUCUCAAGCUGUUCUUGAUUGCCUAAGAAAUCGACAAGAAUGGGCUCAGUUGGUUGAUCGUGGCCCCAAGACUAAUUCAAGUAGGAAAAGGCGCAAGGCUGAUGCUGAAGAGUCAGAGGAUAAUGAAUACAGCAAAGGAAGAACUACUAAGGAGGUAGAAAGCAAAAGCCUCGAGUCACAGAAAGAAGAGUUUCCCAAGGGCAAAAGGAAAGCAAGGAAGCGAAGGCGACUGGCUUUGCAAGGAAGAGGAAUAAAAGAUGUCCAAAGGAGAAGGAAGGUAGAUUUCAGCGAGGAUGAUGCUGGGCCCUUCUCUAAUUCCAGUGAGGAGAGCAUGUUCAGCGAGGAUGAGAUCCAAGGAGGCGGAGCUUGCCCAGCAGGGAGCGAGGCCUCAGCCAGCUCAGACGAGAUAGGGACCAUGUAACUUGAGGACUGUCUGGCUUCCCAAGAUGAAGAAAUGGGCUCCCCAGUUUUAACUUUUGGACAGUGCUCUUGUGUUUUUCUGAUAGCGAGUCUAUCUUCCAUGCGCUCAUCUUCUGGGAUGAGUCUCUGCAUGUAGCGACCACUUUCCUUUUAGCGGCAAUGGCGAUUCACUAUUGGCUUUGAAGAGUUGCUGGAUGGUAGUGCCGGUCUGUGGUCUAAUUGGAAAAUGUAAUAUUCGUGUACAUACACAUAGACGGAUUUUUUGGUAGUAUUACGUGGCUGCCCCGACUUUUAAGAAAAGUUUUAAUUUUGUCUCCACUUAAAUAUUUCGACGAACAAACCUUAAUAUAUAGUAUUACAUUCACGAAA
This is a messenger RNA of Theobroma umbraticum, 4084 nucleotides long. RefSeq names its product RING/FYVE/PHD zinc finger superfamily protein. Gene Ontology annotation, cellular component: nucleus. The record is from RefSeq and is a predicted model, not a curated record. Lineage: Eukaryota; Viridiplantae; Streptophyta; Magnoliopsida; Malvales; Malvaceae.